UCACUUUGAUCUUUCAUAAUUUACAUAUGGAACUUAUCAAAUUGCAGAAGUUUCCAAUUUUAAAUAUCCCUUUUUUUUUAAAGUUUUAGCGUGAGAAUGUUUUAUAAUUUUCUCAAGUUGUAAGUUAAAAAAAAGCAUUUUAGGAGCAAAAUCUGAUAGAGACAGCCCUGUACCGCGACAAAAAUAGCAGACGACAGAGCGCUGUGUCUUCCAACCGCUCGCGAUCCCUGAACGUGAAAGCGGGAGACCCGUAAUCAUUUUACCUUUUUAUCGAAACUGCGAAAGUUAUACGAACGACGAAUAUACGAAUAUGGCUGAGAUAACGGAUUUCGGUCCACGAAAGACGAUUUUCAUUCUGGCGAUUGUGACUGGGUGUUUCGCGGUAUUAUGGCCGAAAAUUUUCUAUCCUAUGCUUACAGCAUCUGUCACUCCGCAACAGACACCCGAUAGUUCUGCAUGCUGCGACGUAAUAUUUGAAAGCGACGUCAAUGCUGCGGAUAUUAUGUAUGAAAUAUGUCAGAACAUAUUGAAGCAUCAUCAAGUCGAUCCACGAGUAAGGGACGUUCUGAAAACUGUAAAACUGACGCCGCAAAGCGCGAGCUUAUGUAGAGAAGAAAUUUUAGCCAGAUGUGGCAUAGAUUUGUCUACAUUUCUCGCCGAAAGAGAACGCUUGGGGAAAUCUUCUAAACAAGUUUUGGAAGAGAUCAGAUCAUUUAAUGGUUCCCUCUGCCUUAAGAUGCAUUUUGGUAUACCCCUUUCUCAGUUAGGAACUCCACAUCUCAUCAGAUAUCAUAUUUUAAUGCCGCACAUUACAAUACGACAAGAACGACGCACGCCCCCUCAUGCGGGUGGUUUGCAUCCUGCAUUGAGAGAACGUGGCAGAGCCAUACCUUCCUCUCAUAUUGUUCCAAAGGUGGUAGAUAGACCCGAUCAUGUUGUGCCAAAAAUGAGACCACCCUUGGGCGGUGCAGGACAUGUUGUUCCUGCACCGAAAGGAAGUGGUAUAAUGGGGAUCAUUAUGCCACUAUACACAUUAGGCAUUGUACUGUUUUUCCUGUAUACGAUCGUCAAGGUGUUGAAGAAAAAUUCGGAUGGCGAAAUAAUUUCAGAGUAUCCAGGAGCUGCUGCAGAGAAAGAAUUUCGAAAAAUGGUAUUUAGUCCAGAAGCCUUUGCUAGUGCGAUGACCAGUGGCACGAUGCAUCACCAAAAAGAAAGAUCGGUAUCCCCCCACAGACCUGCGCCAACCAUAGAAGAAUUAAACGAUCAAGCGGCAGGAGACAUAGAGAUAGAUCAACUGAGACGACGUUUGGUCGAGACGGAAGCAGCCAUGGAAAGAAUUGUUGUCCAGAUGGGCAACAUAUCACGUUCGGUUAUGCAUAGUCCAAGCUCGCAACAAGAACACAAGGACGAUACCGAUGUCCAGGUUGAUCGUAGUGCAACAGACAAAGAAGUAGAAAAUAUUGAAAAUUCACCGACUGUUAAAGUUAUGGGUAUGGAAAUGACAGCUAGUUGCGAGGGUAAAGGUAGUAGACCUACUACUCCUAUAAUACCUAUUUCACCCAGCCAUGUUGAGAGGGAGAAAACACCGCCUAAGCCAAUAUAUUUAGAAGGUGCACUUCCACCGCAAUGUGAAUUACUUGUAACAGAUUCAAAAACGCAAGCUCAAAAGGCGGAAGAGGAUGCAGAAGCACCUGUCGUACUCUCAGGCAAAAUGAUCCUCUCCCUUAUCAGUCUCGACCAAAAUGCAGCUGAAUUCGAAGAAGAAAAUCAGGAAGAAGUUGGAACGGUUGAAUGUAGAAAAGAAGAUGAGACGCAAGAAACUGAGGAUGUAAAUAAAGACCAUGCGAGGAAACAAGUGGAAGCAGAAAUGGAUGAAAGCAACAAGGAAGAAAUAAAUGUAGAGAUAGACGAUAGGAAAAACUAUGAAGCUGAAAUAGAAGUAGGUGUCGAGGAUGAAGAGUCAGAGGUGGAAGUAAGCGAUAAUGAGGAUGAAGAAUCAGAGGUAGAUGUAAGCGAUAACGAAUACGAAGAGUCAGAUGUAGAAGUUAGUGAUAACGAAGCUGAAGAAUCAGAGGUGGAAGUAAGCGAUAAUGAAGAUGAAGAGUCAGAGGUAGAAGUUAGUGAUAACGAGGCUGAAGAAUCAGAGGUGGAAGUAAGUGAUAACGAAGCUGAAGAAUACGAGGUAGAAACUGAAGAAUCAGAGGUGGAAGUAAGUGAUAACGAAUAUGAUAAAUCGAAGGCAGAAGUAAAUGUUAUUGAAGAUGAAGAAUCAGAGGUAGAAGUAAGCGAAGAUGAAGAAGAAGUAAAUAAUUAAAUCAAUCGGAUAAUGAGGGAAUAAAAUGUUGGUCGAGCACUGUCGAACACCUAAUUUCACAAGACUCUAAUUUACUACAUGCUUACAUUAUUGCCUGUUGUAUUCUAUACUCAAUAAAGUCAGAAAUUCAUUAAUCGGAGGGGCCAAGUAAGAGGCAGUGCUUCGUGUACAUGUCCAAUAGUGUCAUUGUGCAAUAAUGAUCGCAGAAUUGUAAUACGGUCAAUGGACACUAUAGUGAUCGAUAUUGUCACGAUACUUAUUAUCAAUUGGGUAUGGUGAUUGGCAAGCACUGAUCUGUAUGCUUGUGCACACACAUGCCAGUCGUUUCUGUUCAACAUGCUAUUGUAAUUUUACUUUUAUUCGUUUAUUUUUUUUUUUUAUUAUUAAUAUCAACGAAUCAAUUUUCUAUGGCAUCCUAUAUGUAGUAUUUGAGUUACAUUUAAAUGUAUUUUUUAAUAACGUAGUCUACAAAGUCAUUUAGUACGUAGUAUUGUCAUUUUCAUACCUAUGCUUAAUCAUGCAAUUAUUGUAUAUUAGAUGCAAACACAAAGUAUAAUAUUUAUUAUUCAUGCGUAUGAUUGCGUGCUGUUCAUUAUGUAAAAAUGCAAAAAAAGUAAAACGCGAAGUUCAAUGUAAUAUUACGCGAAUAUUUGUUUCAAUUGCACGAUUACGUUAACAAUGUAUUCUAAUGUAUAUACAUGCGUACGCCAUUAAUUUUUUCUGUAAUUAUUGCGAGAUGAAGCUGUUAGUAUUGUUAUAUAAUAUCUGUACAAAUAGAUAGAAUUAAUCGUCAAAUCAUAAUAAGCAAAAAAUGCGGGAAAUUGUUAAGUUUACAAAUUGUAUAGAAAAUAUACGUACAUUGAAAAUAAAAUAAUUUUUUUAUUUACUCUCUACAUUAUGGUAUUUUAUAAAGUUACCGUAACUUCUAUUAAAAGUGUUACAAUCCUGAAUUGAAAAUAAAUAUAAAUCCGAGUAUUUCGAAGACGCAAUGCUGCCGCAUUUUUUGUAACAUUAUUAAUAAGCUAGCUCUCGAAAUAUAUUAACAUUUAUUA
Messenger RNA from Colletes gigas, 3366 nucleotides. RefSeq names its product resistance to inhibitors of cholinesterase protein 3 (gene RIC-3). The transcript has 8 exons. The record is from RefSeq and is a predicted model, not a curated record. The coding region runs from base 311 to 2314 and encodes 667 amino acids. Gene Ontology annotation, biological process: protein localization to cell surface; synaptic transmission, cholinergic. Lineage: Eukaryota; Metazoa; Arthropoda; Insecta; Hymenoptera; Colletidae. Gene Ontology annotation, cellular component: neuron projection; neuronal cell body; intracellular membrane-bounded organelle.